AUGCCUCCAAAAAAAGCAAAGAAAGUAGACCCAGAAGUAUUAUAAUAAUAAUUUGAUUAAUGGAAAUCUUCUCCUGAAUAUGAAUAAAUUAAAAAAAUGGCCUUAAUACUUGAAGAAUAAAAUAUUACAGAAACAACAAAAGAUUUUACGGGUGAAUGGUACCCUUAUCUUAAUUAAUUAUAUGAUUUUUUUAAGUUUUAUAAAAUUAAAACAGGGAAAUUAAAAGAGUUUAAGCAUGAAUAAAUAAGAAGUACUUUUUUCGCUUAAAAAGACGAAGAAAACAUAAAAUAUUAAGUUGAUGGAAUUUAUUGUGGUGUAGCAAGGGAACACUAAGAUAAUAGUUAUCAUUGUAGACAUAAAUUUGUAAAAAUCAUGAAUUAUAUUAAAGAAUUAGAUGAUCUAAAUCCUGAGACUUUAUAACCUUAAAAAAAGUUAGUGAUUGGAUUCAUGAAAGAAUUUAUUUCAUUUUUUUAAAAACAUAUUAAAAAUGACCAUGAUUUAAUAUAUAAUAAGUAGUUGGCUAUGACGCUUUAACCACUAACAAAUUUGAUUGAUAUAAAUAAUUAGUAUAAGAAGUUUAAUAUUACUUUUGUUCCAAUAGUAGAAAAAGUAGUCAGAAAUUUUAUGAGCAAAGUUAUAAUAGAUAAAUAUAUAGAUUACUUAUAAGAAAUUUUUCGUAUAUUAUGGGAAGAAUAUCAAUAACCUAUAAUUCCUAUUUUACCUGAUUGCCAUAGACUAUUUUAUAAAUUAUAACUUCAAUAUGAUAAGGAAAAAAACAAAAUAGAAAGCCUUUAUUUAAAUCCUUUACAUUCAUGCUUUAAUGAAAUGUCUAAAACACUUUUAAAUUUACAAGUUUAUGGUAUUAACUAUUGGAAAACUCCUUUAAAUUAAAACACUAAAUUAAUAGAUGAUAUUUAAAACUUAAUCAAUGCUGAUAUUAUUGCUGAAAAAUUACUUGGAAAUCCUUUAAAAAGAGAUUAACUUAAUUUUGUUUAUCAAGUAGUAGGAUUAAUAGCUGAAAGUGAUGAAAAAAUAAAAGAAAAUUUACUUAAUAGAGAUGAGAAUAUAACCAGUAAAGCCAUCCCACUUCUUAUUAUCUUCAAGUAAAUUUAAAGGAUGCUAAAGUGGAAAUUAGCUAAAAAAGAAAGGGAGGAAUAAAUGAGAGUUCAAAGCGAAAAAUUACAAAUUUUAACUUAAUUAAAGAAUGAAGAAUCAUUAAAAUCUCCUUUAAAAAUAAGAGAAGAAGAGAAAAAAAUAUGGAUGGAAUAAUAAGCUUUAUUAUUAGAAUAAUAGAAAAAAUUAGAAGCUUCUUUACCACCUGCUAAAAAUGCAAAAGGAUCAAAAGGAUAGAAAGGAUCAAAAAGAGAUGAAGCAAUUUAUGGUAGAUAUUUUAUUUUAGAAAAUUUGAUGGAUGAAAAAGACAGAGAAGAAUUUGAAUAAUCUGUAGAAAUGCUUAGACAUGUAAAUGAAGCUGUUUAACAGGAUAUGCAAGAUUUUUAUAUACAGAUUAACAACUAAGCAUUAAAAAAGAAAUUAAAAAAAAAUAAAAAUCAAGUAUCAUAUUUCCUUGAAUUAAGCGAAAAAUAAAACGCUGAUAUAAUGAUGAAUGUAGUACGUCCUCCUGAAAUGUGGAAUUAUCCAAAAAUAAUUGAAGAAAAUCAUAGAUUUAGAUGUAUUGCUAAACCUAGUAAAUGCUAUGAAGAUCAUAGAAUCGACGAUAUUGAUAGAAAAAUUAAUAACUUAGCUGAAAAAUUAUAUGGUUAUAGAAGAUUUACUUGGAAAGAAAUUGUUGAAAGAGUUAUUGAUGUUUAUGCGAAUAAAUAUAAUGAAAAACCGACAGUAAUUGAUCCUAAAGAAGAUCCUAAUUGGAUAUAACCUGACCCUUCUCCUCAUGAAAUUUAGGUCUAAAGAAAUAGAGAAAUUAAAGCUUAAUAACUAUAAGCUACUUAGGCUCUUAUAGAAGCUGCUAAAACGUCUAGUUAAACUUUUUAAUAAGAAGAAAAUAAAGAAAAAGCUUAAGAAGCGAAAUGA
Messenger RNA from Ichthyophthirius multifiliis, 2031 nucleotides. RefSeq lists its product as hypothetical. The transcript is spliced from 6 exons. Lineage: Eukaryota; Ciliophora; Oligohymenophorea; Hymenostomatida. The record is from RefSeq and is a predicted model, not a curated record.